This is a messenger RNA of Williopsis jadinii, 1959 nucleotides long. RefSeq names its product Atg7p (gene ATG7). The record is from RefSeq and is a predicted model, not a curated record. Bases 40 to 1911 code for a protein of 623 amino acids. NCBI's taxonomy places the organism in Eukaryota, Fungi, Ascomycota, Saccharomycetes, Phaffomycetales, Wickerhamomycetaceae. Gene Ontology annotation, cellular component: cytoplasm; phagophore assembly site. The transcript is spliced from 2 exons. Gene Ontology annotation, biological process: autophagosome assembly; piecemeal microautophagy of the nucleus; autophagy of mitochondrion. Gene Ontology annotation, molecular function: Atg8 activating enzyme activity; Atg12 activating enzyme activity.
AAACAAUAUUUAUACUAAAUUGACGGCAAAAUUAUCACCAUGGACCUCACAUUCUCUCCUAUUCAGUCGUUUGCUGAUGCAAGCUUCUUUCAAAAGUUAUCCAAAUUGAAACUGGAUAGCUUUAAACUCGAUGAAACUGCAAAGAAGAUAACGGGAGUUGUCAAUAUUGCAAGCACCCCACAAGGUGAGAAUCCUGCUGUUACUGUGGAAGACUCGAGCUUCGGGGAUGAGAGCUGUGGCUCUUUAUAUUCACAAGGCGCUGUGCUUGUGAUUCCAGGCCAUAUAACGAACUUCAACACCAUUGAGGAUUUCAAAAGACUAGACAAGGCACAAUUCCUCAAGAAGGCCGGAUCACGCCUGCAAGAGCUCAUGGAGAAUGGUGAUGCCAUUGAGGAUCCAUCUCUGCUAAGCAGCUUCGAAAUCAUUUGCUUCGCAGAUUUGAAGAAGUUCAAGUUCUUUUAUUGGUUUGCAUUUCCUUCCAUAUCUUCUCACUGGAUAGUUAAGUCCACCAGUGUUAUUCAAGAGGUUUCAGAAUCCGUCAGAGACUGGGUAAAGAGCUCGGACUAUGCCCAAAGAGGGCACUUCAUCAUCAAGGAUGGAACCGCCCAAGCGUUGGAACAGCUGAUUUCUCUCCCGGAAAGCACAACAAGCAUCCACGUGGGCUUCGUUGACUCGUGUUUGAUCCCUAACAAACCAUCAAAGCACUUACAGAACUUUUUAAGCUUGUUGUCCCUUCGAGGAUUCAAGAGAGUGACGGUUGAUAUUUACAGAAUCUCUGGAAGCUCAUUUACGCUGGAAUUGGAACACGAGGAUAAUGGAGGUUCGUCAAAGAUAACUGGCUGGGAACGUACCAAUCAAGGUAAAUUGGGCCCGAAACUGGCUGAUCUUUCUGCACUCAUUGACCCUGUGAAGCUUGCAGAACAAUCUGUUGAUCUCAACUUGAAGCUGAUGAAAUGGAGAGUGGCUCCAGAGAUUGACUUGGAAGUUGUCAAGAACGUCAAGGUCUUACUGUUAGGGUCCGGCACCCUGGGAAGCUAUGUUGCCAGAUCACUAUUGGGAUGGGGAGUAAGAACGAUCACGUUUGUCGAUAACGGGAAAGUGUCCUUUUCCAACCCAGUCCGUCAACCUCUAUUCAACUUCGAAGACGUUGGAAAAUCAAAAGCGGACACUGCUGCUACUGCCCUCCAAAGAAUAUUUCCUAAUGUGAACUCCAAGGGCAUCGAUCUAGAGAUACCAAUGGCUGGCCAUCCUGUAACUAACGAGCAGAAGCAAAAAGCCGAUAUGGAGACUUUGGAUAAACUCAUCGAAGAUCACGAUGCCAUCUUUCUGUUAACGGAUUCUCGUGAAACCAGAUGGCUGCCUACAGUGAUUGCAAAUGUGAAGGAGAAAACUGUCAUCAACUGUGCCCUUGGCUUCGACUCCUACUUGGUGAUGAGACACGGUGUCUGUGGGGGUCUAGGAUGCUACUUUUGUAACGAUGUUGUCGCCCCCACGGACAGUCUCACUGAUAGAACACUGGACCAGAUGUGUACUGUCACACGUCCUGGUGUUGCGCCAAUGGCUGCAGCCCUUGGAGCUGAGCUCUUGGUGUCCAUCUUACAACACCCUGAUAAGCACCGUGCCGGUUCCGAUGCCACUACGAUCCUCGGUGAGUUGCCGCAUCAGCUACGCGGGUUCCUCAGCAGCUUCCAGACGAUGAAGUUACAUGCACCAGCCUACGAAUUCUGCUCUGCUUGCUCCAAGCCGGUGCUGGACGCAUACAGAGAUCUCGGCUGGGACUUUGUCUCUAGUGCUCUCAACGACUCAAACUACAUCGAAGAACUAAGCGGACUAGCAGAGGUCCAAAAACAGGCAGAGAAGGCUGUCUUAGAAAUGGCCACUGACUUGAGUGAUGAUGAAUGGUUCAUAUAGUACGUAUCAAUAACAACAAUGGCAGCAUUAACAUCGACUGUGCUGUGC